Messenger RNA from Sabethes cyaneus, 2526 nucleotides. RefSeq names its product probable glucosamine 6-phosphate N-acetyltransferase (gene Gnpnat). The record is from RefSeq and is a predicted model, not a curated record. Gene Ontology annotation, biological process: UDP-N-acetylglucosamine biosynthetic process. Lineage: Eukaryota; Metazoa; Arthropoda; Insecta; Diptera; Culicidae. The transcript is spliced from 4 exons. Gene Ontology annotation, cellular component: Golgi apparatus; endoplasmic reticulum-Golgi intermediate compartment; endoplasmic reticulum. Bases 693 to 1328 code for a protein of 211 amino acids. Gene Ontology annotation, molecular function: glucosamine 6-phosphate N-acetyltransferase activity; monosaccharide binding.
UCAAAAAUCUGCACCAAAACAAUAAAAGUCAGAAAAACUGCAAAUAUCUGCAAAUUUAUAAUGAUCUGCAAGCAGGGGUGUGAAAUUGUCAAAAUUUAGCGGACUAAACAUCCAUGGACGGCGACAAUUUGGAACUAGCCAGUAUACCGAAAAUAACAGCUAAAAUUAGUUAAAUUUAACUUUAAGUUUAACUGCUUUCUAAUUAGUUUCAGUAGUCUUAAAAUGAAUAAACCUUUAAGUAGGCACUAGAACCAAAAGUACCAAAACCAAUGAGUGGGACAUGUACAAUGUAUGAAGUUUGACAGCCACACCACCCCGCUGGUUACGAUACGUUGCCGAUGAUGUUCGCUGAUGGUCCGUGUGAUUCCAGCUUAAAUCAGGUUUCAGUCAGAUUGGUGCUUCAGUCUACACUACGUUACAAGCAGGAGGGAUUUUUUGGCGGGACAACCAUCAGGAGUGAAGUGAAUGUGAAAGAAGAGUGCUCGACUUGUUCACCGAACUCGUUGUUAUUGUUCUCAUAGUGAUAGUCUGAUAGUGCUAAUAGGUAUAUAGGUAUAUAAUGUGGUCAGCAUAUUGACCAUCAGAAAAAUCACAUCACUUCGUCCUUUCUCAAAAACAUUUAUUAAGUAUAAAGCGCAAAGGUGAUUGAUUUAAUCUACUUCUCAACACUUGUGGGUGAGGUAUUCGCAGCCAUGGGUGCCUCGUACCCCGAGGACGAAUUGAUUCUAUAUGAUCGUUCUCUUCUGACGAAUUUGGAUUUCUCAAGAUCACCCGCAAAGUUUAAUCCACCGAUCACUGCAGCUAGUCCUGGCGAAUCAUGGCUUCUAGUACGACCCUUACAAACGGGUGAUUACAACCGUGGCUUUUUGCAAAUAUUAUCGCAGCUAACGACAGUCGGAGAUGUGACACUACCUCGAUUUCUGAACAGAUUUGCGCAAAUGCGAGCAAGCGGAGAUUAUUUCGUAACAGUAAUAGUUGAUACUCGUUACGAUAAAAUAAUUGGAAGCGCAUCUCUAGUACUUGAGCACAAAUUCAUCCAUGGAUGUUCUGUUAGAGGGCGGCUUGAAGAUGUCGUAGUUGAUGAUACAUAUCGUGGUAAACAACUCGGAAAAUUGAUUGUUGUAACAGUUUCGUUACUUGCCCAACGUCUUGGUUGCUAUAAGAUGUCAUUGGAUUGCAAGGAUAAACUUGUUCCAUUCUACAAAUCUAUUGGAUAUACUUUAGAACAAGGCAAUGCAAAUACGAUGAAUAUCCGAUACGAACAACACAAUUCAGUUGUUACGAAUACUACUUCCAGCAAUUUGCCAUCUGAUCUCCAACCAUCCUGACAAUUAGCCGCCGGUACUGCUAUUAAAAAAUCCAAACUUUGAAAUAUUGCUUCACCAUGAAGAACAUUAAGCAGAAAAAUACUUUUUUUCUGACAGAAGCAGAGCCUUUGUUAGUUGUGCUUUUGUGCUUAUUGCUUAUAAACUUAUACAUGACAGCACCAGCACACUGCAAUGGAUGUUAAUAAACCUUUCUCGAUAAUACUAACAAUUAUUUCGUCUUUAGUCAAAAGUUAGCAAUCGCAAAAUAUUUUGUGAUUAAAAAGUUAUUUCGGUAAGAAGGACAAGCCCAACAAGCAAAAAAGCUAUGCUCCACAUUUCGUUUUGAAUUUUAAUGUUCUAUUUAAUCUCUAACCUUAUAAUGACAACUGCUUUGAAUCAUUCAUAAAACAACCCCUUUCCUAUUGAAAUAUGUUUAAAAUUUUAAUUAAAAAAAGCUAUCACUUUUGAGAAAGGUUAAUUAUCAAAAAUAAGAGAAUAAAUCAAAUUGGAUUUUUUGCUUAUAUGGCAGUAUUGGCACAUAAUUGAAUAAUUGAUGUUUAUUUCUAAAUGUACAUUUAUUUUACAGAAAUUUCUUAUCGGUGUAGGGAUUUUUAAUUAUAAAUUUAGGGCGCUAUUCUGUAAAUCACGUCGAGCAACACUGUCGAAUGUCGAGUGCAGGGAGAAGGGGCAGCAUAACGUUUCAGUGCACGUCCAAAACAAAACAAACUCAGGUGUCGUUUAGCAAGUACGUUUAGUCACCAGCCUUUUAGCGGCGGACACAGUCGAGUUAUUGCAGAUUGCAAGAAAAAUCCUUACAUUGCGGUUAUCUUGACAGCUGAACCAAACCAUCAAAAGAUAACCGCAUGAUUUAUUAUAAUAAUUAAGUAUUUGAAAAUUUACCACAUCAAUUAUUUUCCACCACAAACACGUUACAAAAUGUUAUUUUGUCAUAUUUUGUCGAACCACAAGCCAGAAAACCUAAAUUUUAAUUUUGCGGUUGUCUCGCGGUUAUCUCUUGAGCGCGUUACGACCGCCGCAGCAGGAGGAUUUAUUAUAACCGCCGCAAUACUUGACAAAAUCGCGUCGCGUGUGACUUCACAAUACCAAAAGUCGAUUAUUCGAGCAACGUGACACUCGACGUGACUUACAGAUUAGGACCCAUAAAUAUAUUUCGAAUAAUAAACGAAAAUAAAGUUAGCUCAGCUUAAUUAAUUUGUCA